Molecule: messenger RNA, 1347 nt
Organism: Humulus lupulus (European hop)
Lineage: Eukaryota; Viridiplantae; Streptophyta; Magnoliopsida; Rosales; Cannabaceae
Product: putative SNAP25 homologous protein SNAP30
Exons: 7
Coding region: 226-1092 (288 amino acids)
Cellular component (GO): plasma membrane; SNARE complex
Molecular function (GO): SNAP receptor activity
Source: RefSeq, a predicted model, not a curated record
UAAAUUUAAUGAAACUCAAAGGAUUAUUUUGAGGUUUUAAGGAGCCAUACAGUUUCUCUGUUUUUUAGCGGCGCCUCUCAUUUUUUUUCUUUCUUUUUUCUUAUUGAAUUAUUUUCAAAAUCUCUGUUCUGAUCUUUCUUCAGAUCCUUUCUGGAUCUUUGUUAUUGGGGGUACCAUUGUUGAUUUGGUCUUUCCCAUUUAUAUAUCAAAGGUUUUUUGGUGAAAAUGUUUGGGUUUAUGAAACUACCGGCUAAUAAGAUUUCUAAGCAGAAAUCAGUAGAUCCUGGAUUUUCAGCUACAACUACGAACCCUAUUGAUUCAGACAACAAAGAUUCCGAACAGAACAUAGUUAAACCUGCCAGAAGAACUUCUUCUGAACAAAUGCUAAUUGUGCCAGAUUUUGAAGAUGAUACUGAGAAGAGAAGAGGGGACAGGUACAAGAACGAUUUUCGCGAUUCGGGUGGGAUAGAGAACAAGAGUGUUCAAGAACUAGAAAAAUAUGCUCUGUACAAGGCUGAGGAAACGACAAAGAGUGUUAACAAUUGUUUGAAGAUAGCAGAAGAUAUUAGGGAGGAUGCUACUAGGACACUUGAGAUGUUAGACCAGCAGGGUGAGCAAAUUACCCGGACUCAUAUGAUGGCUGUUGAUAUAGACAAGGAUUUGAGUCGGGGAGAAAAGCUUUUAAAUAAUCUUGGGGGCAUGUUUUCUAAGACUUGGAAACCGAAGAAGACCCGAGACAUUACCGGGCCUCUUACAACUGCAGACAAUGCUUCCAAAAGGAGUGAAAACAACUUGGAGCAGAGGCAAAAGUUUGGUUUAGAGCCUGUACCAACUGGAAGGUCAGUUACAAAGACCCCACUCUCUGAAACGACAGGUGCCCUGCAGAAAGUUGAGGUUGAGAAGACAAAGCAAGAUGAUGCUUUGUCGGAUUUAAGCAACAUUUUGGGUGACUUGAAGAACAUGGCUGUAGACAUGGGAAGCGAACUUAACAGGCAAAACAAAGCUCUUGAUCAUGUCUCCGACGAUGUGGAUGAACUCAACUCUCGAGUGAAAGGUGCCAAUCAACGUGCACGCCGAUUGAUAGAAAAGUAAGGAGUGACAGAUGCAUUUAAACAGCUUACCAAGUUUUGCACAAGUGUAAUUAUAUUGUAAUUUGUUUUUUCAAAACAAUUUUCUCUUUUGAUUGUUACAAGUUGUAUUUUUCUUCUCUUUUGAUUGUUACAAGUUGUAUUUUUCUUCCCCUGUUCUGCCAAUGUAUGCAAUAACACGAGAUAAAUUUUCUUGUACUUAAUUCUGUUCUCUGUUUCUCACUUCUUAAACAAGCGCACUUAGAGAUCCCUUCAGUUA